Messenger RNA from Otolemur garnettii (small-eared galago), 2007 nucleotides. It is a transcript of the gene KATNBL1, whose product is annotated as katanin regulatory subunit B1 like 1. NCBI's taxonomy places the organism in Eukaryota, Metazoa, Chordata, Mammalia, Primates, Galagidae. Gene Ontology annotation, cellular component: nucleolus. The coding region runs from base 162 to 1076 and encodes 304 amino acids. The transcript is spliced from 10 exons. The record is from RefSeq and is a predicted model, not a curated record. Gene Ontology annotation, molecular function: microtubule binding.
GUAGCUAUCCCGGCGGGCCGCGCGCGCGGCCGCAUUUGAAUGGCUCUGAGUGGGGCCCGGCCCGGGACCCGAGGGACGCUCUAGGCUGCCGGCGCGGUUCGUCAGCGCCAGGGUUGGGCUGAGGCGCCGCGGUACCAUGAGGCGCUGGUAUUUAAGAGAUUAUGGCAUCUGAAACCUACAAUGUUAAAAAACGGAACUUCUGUAAUAAUCUUGAGGAUCAUUCCAUUGAUCUUCCUAGAAAAAGGAUCUCUAAUUUCACUAAAAAGAACAUGAAGGAGGUUAAGAAAUCUCCAAAACAGUUGGCUGCUUACAUAAAUAGAACAGUUGGACAAGCUGUGAAAAAUCCAGAUAAACUGCAUAAGGUGAUUUAUCACAGAAAGAAAGUUCGUCAUUCCUUUCCAAGUCCUUGUUACAGAAAAAAACAGUCCCCUCAAAGUGGGGGCUGUGACAUGGCAAAUAAGGAAAAUGAACUGGCUUGUGCAGGCCACUUGCCUGAAAAAUUGCACCAUGAUAGUCGAACAUAUUUGAUUAACUCCAGUGAUUCUAGUUCUUCACAAACAGAAAGUCCAUCAUCAAAAUACAGUGGGUUUUUUUCUGAGGUUUCUCAGGACCAUGAAACAAUGGCUCAAGUUUUGUUCAGCAGGAAUUUGAGAUUGAAUGUAGCUUUAACAUUCUGGAAAAAGAGAAGUAUAAGUGAACUUGUAGCUUAUUUGGUGAGGAUAGAAGAUCUUGGAGUUGUGGUAGAUUGCCUUCCUGUGCUCACUAAUAGUUUACAGGAAGAAAAACAAUAUAUCUCCCUUGGUUGCUGUGUAGAUUUGUUGCCUCUAGUAAAGUCACUGCUUAAAAGCAAAUUUGAAGAAUAUGUAAUAGUUGGUUUGAACUGGCUUCAAGCAGUCAUAAAAAGAUGGUGGUCAGAACUAUCAUCCAAAACAGAAAUUAUAAAUGAUGGAAAUAUUCAAAUUUUAAAACAACAGUUAAGUGGAUUAUGGGAACAAGAAAACCAUCUUACUAUGGUUCCAGGAUAUACUGGUAAUAUAGCUAAGGAUGUAGAUGCUUAUUUAUUACAGUUGCAUUGAGAGAUUUCAUCUAUUAAAGACCACUUGGUUUUUUGAAACAUCCCUGGACUAUGAUUUACAAAAAAGACCUCCUCUGAGAAAUGUGAACUGUGGAAGAAAUCAAAAACAUUUUUCCUUUUAAAAGCCACAUAGUGAAACCACUAAUAAAGCCCUAACAAUCUACUUCACAUUGAAGUGGAAAAAAGGAGCAGCUUCAAUUUCAAUGAGGUGAAAGUGCACUAUGAAGAUUGUUCACCUUUGCUGCAUUUGGGAUUUAUAUGGUUAUUUGGUAACAUUGUUUGAGAACUACUGGGUCUGAAUGCAAUCUUGCAUAAGAAUAUAAUUUAUACUAUGUGAAAAAAUAAGACAGGACUUAUUACUAGAAAUUACAAAGACCAAUCAUACAUGUUUUUUAAGAUUUGUUUUAUGAAAGAGCACGUAAAUGUGUGCAGCUUAUUUUCUUAUGUUGAAAAGACUCAAAGUUAAAAACAUCAUAGCAAAAAUCAAUAUUAAAAAUUUUUGUCCACACUGAGAUACUGUGUAUGCAAAAUGCCUUAAUUAUUAAUAAACCAAUGUGUUACGAUACCAAUAUCUGCUUUAAAAAAUUAAAACCAACCAAUCUUUUGGCAUGAUAAAAUCAUGGAAUUAAAUUAGGGGUUUACAUUCCUGUACAAUGUUGGUGAAACAUAUUCCAUACCUUCUUUAAAACUUAAGAAUAUUUUUAGUAUCUCAGAUUUUUUUUCCAGAAUCAGCAUGUCUCAUAUGUACGUGUUACCUGUAUCUAAAGAAAAAGGUGAAUAUGUAUGAAUGUUUAACUGGAUGUGUCCUUGGACUUGGCUAAUUUAUAUUCACUUUUUAUUGUUUAUAGAUAUCUAAUAUUUUUCAUUUCUGUAUCAUUUAAACUUCUUUCACUUGAGUAAAUUCACUAAAUAUUUCUAUUUUUUGCUUUUUU